Molecule: messenger RNA, 2577 nt
Organism: Lagenorhynchus albirostris (white-beaked dolphin)
Lineage: Eukaryota; Metazoa; Chordata; Mammalia; Artiodactyla; Delphinidae
Gene: NDFIP2
Product: Nedd4 family interacting protein 2
Exons: 8
Coding region: 27-1037 (336 amino acids)
Biological process (GO): metal ion transport; vacuolar transport; positive regulation of protein ubiquitination
Cellular component (GO): perinuclear region of cytoplasm; Golgi apparatus; endoplasmic reticulum
Molecular function (GO): WW domain binding
Source: RefSeq, a predicted model, not a curated record
CGCCCCCCCGCCGACUCGCGACGCGGAUGGGACGGCGGAGGACCCAGCGAGCAUGCGCGACCAUCCCGAGCAUGCUCAGUAGCGCUUGCGGGGCCCCGGACCUUCGGCCCAGAGCUGCGGCCGACGCGGAGGUUUCGGCGGCUUCUGUGGCGGUGACGGGAAGUGAGGUGGUGCGGCUGGACGACCGCGGCGGCACAAACAGAGGCGGAAGGGUCGCUGCGGCGACGACGUCGUCGACCCGGGUGACCGAGGGGGCUGAGCGCCGAGGGCACUCGCCCGCUCGGAAGCCGGAUCCCGAGCCGGGCAGGAUGGAUCAUCACCAGCCGGGGACUGGCCGCUACCAGGUGCUUCACAAUGAAGAGGAUAAUUCAGAAUCAUCUGCUGUAGAGCAGCCGUCAACUUCAAACCCAACACCACAAAAUGUGCAGGCUGCUCCUUCAGUAUCUGGACUUGAGACUGACUCUUCUCCUCCACCUUAUAGCAGUAUUACUGUGGAAGUACCUACAACUUCAGAUACAGAAGUUUACAGUGAGUUUUAUCCUGUGCCACCUCCUUACAGUGUUGCUACCUCUCUUCCUACGUAUGAUGAAGCUGAGAAGGCCAAAGCUGCUGCAAUGGCAGCUGCAGCAGCAGAAACAUCUCAAAGAAUUCAAGAGGAAGAGUGUCCAACAAGAGAUGACUUCAGUGACGCAGACCAGCUCAGAGUGGGUAAUGAUGGGAUUUUCAUGCUGGCGUUUUUCAUGGCAUUUAUUUUCAACUGGCUUGGAUUUUGUUUAUCCUUCUGUAUCACCAAUACCAUAGCUGGAAGGUAUGGUGCCAUCUGUGGAUUCGGCCUUUCAUUGAUCAAAUGGAUCCUUAUUGUCAGGUUUUCUGAUUAUUUUACUGGAUAUUUCAAUGGACAGUAUUGGCUUUGGUGGAUAUUUCUUGUACUUGGCCUGCUUCUUUUCUUCAGAGGAUUUGUUAAUUAUCUAAAAGUCAGAAACAUGUCUGAAAGCAUGGCAGCUGCUCAUAGAACAAGAUAUUUCUUCUUAUUAUAGAGACUGCAUCGACCAGACAUUCCUUUCUUGUAUCAAUGUGAAAUUUCCAGAUCGUCUGUAAACCUGCAACUUUAAUAAGAUAGAAGACUACUAAAAGCAGAAGACAAAUUAGUGAGGAAAAGAUAGAGCUUCAUAACUGAAUGGCAGAGUGGUUUAUGCUUAAAAGCCAUUUCUGUUCAUUCUCUUAAAUAUUUAUAUUUCAUUUGUUUUGCACAGUUGCAUAUGUGCCCAUUUAAAAGAUUUGGGUAUACUUGAAAGAAACCAUAAAGUGGUAGCAGUAAAGUGCAGUCACAUUUGAUUAAUCAGUGUUUGAUAUAAUUGAAAGAGUUGAAUGAUAAACAGUCUUCCAGCGUGUAAAUGCCAUUGACUUCUGACCUGACAUUUAACAUAAUAAAAAUGAAACUAUUAACCAUGUCAAAUACUUUAGUUUCUGGCUUUUAGAUUUAUCUAGUAACUCUACACUUGAAACAUCCUUUGUUAUAUAUAAAGUUUUUUGAAACCUGCAGUGCUGAUUAUUAGGCUUUGUCAGAUUGUUGAACCAAUAUUUACAUCAUUAUUUAGCAAAACUUUCUGUAAGUAACCAUGCAUAAAUUACUUUCUGCAUCUUUUUCUUAGAAAUUAUGUCUAGAUAGAUAUCUCUUCAUUCAUUUUAAAUUAAGUGAACUUAAUAUAUAUAGAAAAUUUGGGUGUUAAAGAUAGUUUUAGGACAAAUUUUAAGAAAAUGUGGGUAUGCCACAUGUCCUUUAUAAGAAAAUCUUUUUUUUUUUUUUUUUAGAGGGACUUGACAGUUUUAGGGUUUCUCAAAUGAGAAGUUUGGUUUUUAGCAUUGUUCAUCUUAGAGAUUCUUGCAGGAAGAGAUUGUAUUAGAUAGUAUAUUUAUUUCAUUUAAGACAUUUUUGAAAAUUAAUUUUCUGAAUAAGAUACUCUCAUUUGCAUUUUGUCUUUUAAAAAGCCAAUAAAAAGUAUCUUUAAAUAUCAUUGUAAUAUUUUUUCCUUUAGAUGUUUAGUUUAAUUUAGCAAAUAAAAACUUGUGCUUUUAAUAGCUUCUUGCUUUCUGAUUGUAGGAUUAACUUGUAAAAAUCAUUUCCUGAGUUGAGAUAUGUGAAAUAUCUGUUUUCAAGUUAUGGAAAUGUGUCUGUGGAAUAUAGGGGUGUGAGUGUGUUGCGAGAGUGUGUGUGAAUAUUAUUACAACUGGAAUCUAUUUUACAUUCAUAAGCUACUACAUUUUACAAAUCAUUUUAUGUCUCAUCUGUUUUCUCUUCAGUUAUAUCUUUGCUUUUGAAAUGCAACAUUAAAAAUGAUGGGAAUUAUCUUGUAAACUUAAAAAUCAGUUGAUACAGCUAUAUAGAACAUAUGAAAUAUAUUGCUUGUUUAUUAUUAGACACUGACUACUAAAAGAUACAUCUAAAACUAUUCAGGGUCAUUUUUCCAUUUCUGAAAAAAUAAAAUUUAUUACGCUUUAUAACUUUUUUUGUAUUUCUCUGUAUUUUCUGAUUUAUUUCAUUGUCUUUGAUAAAUAAAACAUGUUUUGUUUUGCUAA